UGUACCCAUGUGGGAAUCGAACUCUUCGGCGUGACGAGCGAAAGCUUUUACCACUAGGCUACCCCACCGCCUCCUAACGACUGUGUCACUGAACCAUUUGAAUAUACACCUGGUGCAGGACUGACAUUGACAAAGGUGGAAGCAUAAACCGAAGCACUGAUGAUUGGAAUCACAUCUGUGACAGUGGAACGGUAUUGAUUGCAUGGAACUCUGGGUAGAAGAAAGGUCGGGGAACGUUUAUCUGAGUAGGUGCUUGGAGUAACAUUAUUAAAGGACCAACCGUUCAGCCUUCCUUUCAGUACCAAGGAGGCUAUACUUCGUGCUGUUAGUAAUCACAGACAUUCCUUGAUCAUUUACUCAGUUCCUGACUGAGAUGUGUUCAACUGAAGCAUCGUCUGCUCGCCGGCUCGCUCAACUGGGACGGAUUUUGAAAUGCAGUUGUGGGAAGCAAGAUUUAGAUCUACAUUGCCCAUGUACAGCGCGGGAAUUCAGCACGGGAAAAUCAUCAGACCAGGAUCGCCCCAAGUCCGGGCCACUUUCAGACCGCUACAUUGCUCAUCUGAAUAACCUAUACCGCCUGACAGCUGACGAGACGGGGAGGAACUCGGCCAUCCACACGCCAGGGUUGUCGUAUGAAGCCAUUGACAGAGAUGGAAACCCCACAAUGGCCAGUGUUUUGAAAUUUGUUUCAACAGCAAGAACAUUUGCCACAAACCGCCGUCUUGAUGACACUGGAAGGACGAUGUUUGACUUCGACCAACUCUUCUCAGACACAAUGUCAUUUGUGGCUUCGACAGAGGUCAUAUCAGAAAAGGCAGUGUACGAUACAUCUGUACCCAAGAGCCCAUUAGAUGUUUUAUAUCAACUCGGGUAUGUGGGCAAGUCUUCCCUUAGUACUGUAGCGUCCAUCGUUGUUCCCUCGACCGGACAGACCAUCCUCAGAAACAUCAAUCAAUUUGUUGUGGUGGAUAAAAUGAGCAGACGACCCACACCACUUCCGGAUUGGUGGCGGGAGAAAUAUGGUGGAAUCGCCAUCUUGAAAGACCCACUGAUCGUUCCAAGAUUGCAAAGACCACCUGAUGCUGUGCAGUACCGUGUCAACGUGGUUUGGUUUGACACUGAUAAUUACAAGCAUACUAACUACACUUGUUAUGUCGACUACUGCGUCAACGCUUUGCAUUAUGCCCUAGAGAAAGGUUGUAUGGGAGCCGUUACCAAGGAUGUGGUGAAACGUGGCAUCAAGUCCAUGAGGAACACUUACAUGGGGAGAGUUUAGAGAACGAUGAGCUGACUGUUUGGGUGUGGGCAUCGGACCAGGAUGACAGAACUGUCCAUUUCGACAUUCAGAAAUUGGACCAGUCUAUAUUCCAAAGCACGUUUGUUUAUCAUGAUGAAUAAUGAUGUUUCAUGGUGAUUUAACGAUCGUAUUUUUCAUGUUUGAUGGUUUGAAUUGAUACACAAAAAAUAUACACAACAGGAAACCGGAAAUAAUUUGCAAAAAAGCACGUGUGUUUAUCAUGAUGAUUGAACGGUAUGUUGGGGUUUCAAAGUUUAGAACCUAUUUAUAAUGAGUGAUAAUUUGAUGCAUCAUUUCGAUGAUACCCAGACGUGCGCAAAAUAAAUAUUGUCGUGGAUAUUCACAGA
This is a messenger RNA of Haliotis rubra (blacklip abalone), 1644 nucleotides long. RefSeq lists its product as uncharacterized. NCBI's taxonomy places the organism in Eukaryota, Metazoa, Mollusca, Gastropoda, Lepetellida, Haliotidae. The coding region runs from base 374 to 1276 and encodes 300 amino acids. The transcript has 3 exons. The record is from RefSeq and is a predicted model, not a curated record.